Messenger RNA from Rhopilema esculentum, 961 nucleotides. RefSeq lists its product as uncharacterized. Gene Ontology annotation, molecular function: transmembrane protein transporter activity. Gene Ontology annotation, biological process: protein import into mitochondrial matrix. The record is from RefSeq and is a predicted model, not a curated record. Lineage: Eukaryota; Metazoa; Cnidaria; Scyphozoa; Rhizostomeae; Rhizostomatidae. Gene Ontology annotation, cellular component: TIM23 mitochondrial import inner membrane translocase complex.
AAAGCUCUUAACGUGGUCGUAAAGGCUAAACAUUUACCAGUAGUUGUUGCUGUGGCGUCAUCAAGCCCUCGUUGGUGAAGUAAAAUCAAGAUGUUCAAUUCAAAUGACAGAGAAUACGACAAUUCAAGCCUAAAUGUAUCCUUACACUCAUCAGGAGGAAGUCUAUCACCAUAUUUAAACAUUGAUCCAUCAUACCUCAAUCAAGAUGGAGGAGCAGAAUUUGUGUUUGCAACAGAUUCUCAAAAGAAGAGAGGUUGGGGAGAAAGAAUGUUUUCAAGUAUAGGAACUUCAUAUAUGACUGGACUGACUGUCGGAGGUACCUGGGGAUUAUAUGAAGGGCUGCGUAAUCCUGAUGGAAGAACUAUGAAGCUGCGAUUAAACAGUGUGUUAAAUGGGAUGACUAGAAGAGGGCCGUUUGUUGCAAACAGCUUGGGUGUCCUUGCUUUGAUGUACUGUAGUAUAAACACUGCAAUCGAAAAGGCCAGAGGAACAGAAGACAUGUACAAUUCUGUGGCAGCUGCUGUUACAACUGGAGCUCUGUUCCGAUCAACAGGUGGAGUACGUGCAAUUGGAUUCGCCAGUGCAAUUGGUGGAAGCAUAGCUGUUUUAUACAUUGUUGGCGAUAAACUGUGGAAUAGCCGUGGACAGACACUGUCCUCAACUCCCAACUGGGCGUGAUAAUUGUAUUGUAAAGUUUUGUUGAUUAAUAAAAUUUUGGAUGUGUUUAUUUGAGUAUGAUUGGACCUAUUGACAAGCCGAGUAUGAAACAUGAGUUUGUAGUUUGUGUAGGAUGUUGUUCACUUCACAGCUAAAGUUUUGUUAAGCACCGUGUCAUAAUCUCAAAGGGUUUUAGGCUACAUAUAGACAUAAAUAUAUUUCUGUUCUGCUUUGUAAUUUCGCUCAGUUCCAAAAGUAUAAUGUGUAACUGAACAAUUGAAAUAUUAGUUUACUCUCAAGCUAG